Molecule: messenger RNA, 1522 nt
Organism: Fomitopsis serialis
Lineage: Eukaryota; Fungi; Basidiomycota; Agaricomycetes; Polyporales; Fomitopsidaceae
Exons: 3
Coding region: 80-1513 (477 amino acids)
Source: RefSeq, a predicted model, not a curated record
CACGGCCUUGGUGCGUGCUCGAGGGUCCCUAGCCCCUUGUGCUGGCUCAUCGCCCGCGAUCGCGCACCGUAUUGCCACCAUGGAGGACAUGAUCAUGACCGCGCCCGAUCACCCGUCUACCCGUUUUUCCCCUCCCGUUGACGACAUGGCACCCACACAAAUCGCGCAAUGGCGUGCAGAUGGGCAGACUUGCGACGACGAAUCGGGUCCCGAUAGACGAUCCGGGAGCGACUCCUCCUCCUCCUCGAGACGACCUGCCUCUGUGCAGAGCAGCUUGUUAUUGUCCUCUGCUGAUCGCUUUCCGUUCGAGGUCUUCGAGGACAUCAUCGAUGAAAUGGACGACGCGUCCACGUUGCUUGCAGCGGCGCAAGUCCGCAAGGCAUGGUAUCCUCGUGCCAUACGCAACCUCUACUACACCGUCAAAAUAGACACACGCAAACGCUUCGACAUGUUGUUCAAGCUGUGUCGCGCGUCUCCGCACGUCAAGCAGUGGCUCGCAACCACGCGCGAGCUGCGACUCGCAGACGAUGAUCGCUGGGAUGAUUUUAUCGUCAUGGAUCUCGGUGGCGGAAAACCUCGCUUUCUUCAUGCAGUACCCCCUGCCCUUGGCCACGCAAUGUCUAGAGUGCAACAUCUUGCAUUCAAAGGGCUGCGUGGUGACGUGCACGCGACAUUUUACCUUGCCCUAUCGCAGUUCUCGUCCGUCAAGUCACUGGAACUGUCCUGGUGUUCGCUGAAGCUUUCCCAGCUUCGGCGGAUCAUAUAUACCUUCCCCCUACUUACAACACUCACACUGAAAAAGAUUCGCAUCGUUCCACAUGAGACUGUCAGCCCUAUGGUGACUACAUCCUUUCGCUCACCACAUGACAUACAUCUGCGCUAUCUUUGUAUCAAGGAGCGCUCGCAGAACUCCAAACUCAUCGACUGGAUAGCGCAGUCGGGCCUCUGCAUCUCCCUCGAGGAUCUGACCGUCUGGGUCAAUGAAGAAUCCUUGUGGGAAAGCGUUAGCGCACUCCUCAAAACCGCUGGGUCUUCCUUGACUCGAUUAGAGACUGACUAUCUCCACGGCGACCUAGAGCAUAAUACCGCCUUGCGAUCCUUGGUUCUCCGUCUCGCUCGGUACAGUGCCCAACUCGUAGUGACAGAAGAUCAGGGGCAUAACAUUAACAGGCUAGCGAGCCAGUUACACGGCCUUCUCUCCACUGUCCGAAGCCACCAGCUCGAGCACCUCGAGAUCGAGACCUUUGUUUGGACCAGUUACCUUGCUGCCAGCCCCGCACGCGUCGAUUUACGGGCCCUGCACAAGACCAUGAGCCAGCCGCACUUCAAUGCGCUGAAGGAUGUCAAGGUGAAGGUGGACAUGGGGCGGGUGAUGGGCAUGAUGACUCAGGCUGAGGCCGAAACCUUCAGUCAGGAGCUCGAGGCCAUGUUUCAGAGGUUGCUCCGGCCGUGGUCUGACCGCGGUACAAUCAAACGCUUCACCUGGGUACACCCUAUGUACUAUAAGACAUAGAGACACCCU